CCGGUGGCGCACUAAAUGUCGCAAUCGGUCGCCGUCCGUUUGAACGCGACGUUGAGGAAGGGGCCGAACACUUUCUCUCGACUUCACGGCGCGAACCAGCAGCAGCCAGGUCUACGGACUUGGAGGAGCACUCGGCCACGAGUUUUUACCAAAGGAACAGCUAGUCCGCCGUCACGUAGUUUCCCACCUUGUGUUCCUCUGCCUCGCGACUGUCACGUAGAACAGCGUCCAGAAAUGCAAAUAACACGCGCGUUUUUCAUCCUGGGAUGUUGCUUCCUUGUGAUGACAUUGGCGAACGCGGCACCGUCUCCAGAGGAACCUGCCUUCCAUCUUCCGGUACAGCUGAUCGGCUUCCCCGUGAUCACUAUCGCUGUCAGGCUCACUAAUUUCGUGAAGAAGCUCGCGUACUCGUUGAAUCCAGAGACUUACGUCAGCCGAGUGAGACGAGAUCUGCCUCUGGUGCACGACGAAGAGAUACUAGACGUUGGACAAGUGGAGAAGAAACUGAUAUCGGAGCUGGGCAGUAACGUUUGCGUUUACGAGAGGAUCUGCGCCAAGUACGCAGCCGAAACGCUUCAGAAACGAAGCGGCGAACGAGCUUUGGACUGGGACGUCGUUUUCAGCGAGUAUUAAUUAGACACGUAUGGU
This is a messenger RNA of Frieseomelitta varia, 648 nucleotides long. RefSeq lists its product as uncharacterized. The record is from RefSeq and is a predicted model, not a curated record. Bases 16 to 633 code for a protein of 205 amino acids. Lineage: Eukaryota; Metazoa; Arthropoda; Insecta; Hymenoptera; Apidae. The transcript has 4 exons.